GGCGGGGGGUGAGGGACGGACGGACGGGUGGGUGGGUGAGUGAGAGGAUGUGAAGAUGGCGGAGCUACAGAUGCUGCUGGAGGAGGAGAUCCCGGGGGGGCGCCGGGCCCUGUUCGACAGCUACACGAACCUGGAGCGGGUGGCCGAGUACUGCGAGACCAACUACAUCCAGUCAGCAGAUAAGCAGCGAGCCCUGGAAGAAACCAAAGCCUACACAACCCAGUCAUUAGCAAGCGUAGCCUAUCUGAUCAACACUUUGGCCAACAAUGUUCUCCAAAUGCUGGAUAUCCAGGCAUCCCAGCUUCGACGCAUGGAAUCUUCAAUCAACCAUAUUUCACAAACGGUGGACAUUCACAAAGAGAAAGUUGCUAGAAGAGAAAUUGGUAUCUUGACUACAAACAAAAACACCUCAAGAACUCACAAAAUCAUUGCACCAGCUAACUUGGAGCGACCAGUUCGCUACAUCAGGAAACCUAUUGAUUAUACAAUUCUAGAUGAUAUUGGACAUGGAGUGAAGUGGUUGCUUAGAUUUAAGGUCAGCACCCAGAAUAUGAAGAUGGGUGGGCUGCCUCGCACAACACCACCCACCCAGAAGCCACCAAGUCCACCGAUGUCAGGAAAAGGAACUAUUGGGCGGCACUCCCCGUACCGCACGCUGGAGCCGGUGCGGCCCCCGGUGGUUCCCAACGAUUACGUGCCCAGCCCGACGCGCACCAUGGCCCCGGCCCAGCAGAGCCCGGUCAGAACGGCCUCGGUCAACCAGCGCAACCGCACCUACAGCAGCAGUGGGAGCAGUGGAGGAAGCCACCCAAGUAGUCGGAGCAGCAGUCGAGAGAACAGUGGAAGUGGAAGUGUAGGUGUUCCCAUUGCUGUUCCCACACCAUCUCCUCCUAGUGUCUAUCCAGCCCCUGCUGGCUCAGCUGGCACUUCUCCCCUUCCUGCUACCUCUGCUCCUGCCCCAACUCCUCCUGCUCCUCCUGCCCCUUCCUCCGCUGCUCCAGAUGCUGCUGCUGCUGCAGGAGCUCAGCCCCUUGCUGAUGGCUUCACCUCUCCAACUCCCCCUGCUGUUUCUUCCACACCCUCUGCAGGUCACCCAGUCCAGUUCUACAGCAUGAACAGGCCUGCAGCUCGGCACACACCCCCAACCAUCGGGGGCUCUUUGCCCUAUCGGCGGCCUCCUUCCAUCACAUCACAGACGAGCCUUCAGAACCAGAUGAACGGGGGCCCGUUCUACAACCAGAACCCAGCAUCCCUUGCUCCUCCUCCCCCCUCCAUCCUACAGGUAACUCCACAGUUACCACUAAUGGGAUUUGUGGCCAGAGUUCAAGAAAACAUUUCAGAUACUCCUCCCCCCCCACCGCCUGUGGACGAGCCAGUGUUUGAUGAGUCUCCACCUCCACCCCCACCUCCAGAGGAUUAUGAGGAGGAGGAAGCAGCUGUGGUGGAGUACAGUGAUCCCUAUGCUGAGGAGGACCCUCCUUGGGCACCGAGGACAUACUUGGAGAAGGUGGUGGCAAUCUAUGACUACACCAAGGACAAGGAAGAUGAGCUCUCAUUUCAGGAAGGUGCCAUCAUUUACGUCAUCAAGAAAAAUGAUGAUGGCUGGUAUGAGGGGGUCAUGAAUGGAGUGACGGGGCUGUUCCCGGGGAACUACGUGGAGUCAAUCAUGCAUUACUCAGAGUGAAGACCAGAGGACAGAACACUGCAUCUUCUGCUCCAGGAGCUGGCAGGGCUUCCCAGAUCUCCACCAGCCUCUGGGGCCCCAUCCAGUAUAACUGAAUGAAGGAUAAUUGUAACAACCACUCUUUUGGGUUUGGUUUGGUUUUUUUUUUUUCUUUUCCCCCUCAUGAUAAGACAAUAGUGAUUUGAGUUGUUUGAACAAAUGGCUGGCUCUUCAGCUGCCAGCAGAGGCUAUCCUGAGCUAUCUGACUUUGAAUUAAGCUGACCCAUUCAGAUGUAACAAACUUGCUGAGUAGCUCAUACUUCACUCAAAUUCUGACUUCUGACAGGCCUUGGGAUCUGUCUCAGGAAUCCUGUGCGCCCUCAUGGUACUACCGUUGGAAGCAAUGCCUGGCACUGGGGAUGUCCUGGAUGCUUGUGGUGAAGGUUACUGGCCAGUGGACAUCCCUCCUGUUUCUACACUACACUCCUGUGCAGCUGGAAGAACAGUCAUGUGCUAGCAAACACUGGGAUUUCUACACAGAGACGUUCCUGUAACUGACUUCCAGAUAGCUGGAUACAUCUUUAGCAGAAACACUUCUGCAGCUGCUCUGCACACAUAGGCUGACACAGGGCACACAGAGCCGGCUUUCAUUCACUCACCUUUCAGUUUAGACAAUUCAGAUGGCUGCAGCCCAGAGGACCCCCCUCCCCAUUUCUCAUCUUCUGAAUGCCACAUAUUUGUUUUGUGUUCUGCACUGAUGUAACUGUGCUCCUCUCCACAGCGAGCUCCUUGCCACGGCUGCUGCUGGUUCACACAGAACUCAGAGAUGCCAUUGAUGGUGACGGCAAAACAAAGUUAACAGAUCCUCCUGGGUCAGAGGAUUAACUCUAGGGGGUGUGAUCUAAGGUUCAAAUCUACUCAUGCCUGCUUGCACUAGAGAAACUUGCCCCCAACUUUAGUUUUAUGCACAAUAUAAUCUUAAAAAUCCAAUCAGGUAUUGUAAAUUGGCUAUUUUGUACUUGAUGACUAGAUUUGCAUAUGUACUGUGAGAGCCCUGUGCAGAGGCAGGACAAACGGCAAUUGUCGUCUUCAUGUCUGCUGCCAAAAUCUCUUCAGUGGAAGCAAAAAGGGCUGUUGUGUGUACUGGUUUCCCAUGGAAAUCCAAGCAGUAACUAGUAGUAGUCCUAGCUCUUCCCCAUGCCCUCUCCAUUGUUUAUUAUAAUAGAUAUUUUCAGCUGUACUGGUGGCUUGGGGUGGAGUAAUACCAAGUGGAGGCUCUGUAGCCCCUUGUGAUGAUACUUGGCUUUGUAAUCUAGUCUCAGUUAAAAAUUCUGCUCAGUGAUUAUACACAGAUCACUGUAAGUGAUGGUUGUACUAGUCUGCCCUUAGGAACAUCUAAAUGUUACCUUUGGGUAAAUACCCCGUGCAUUAACGAAUUACGUUUCCUUUUAAGUCUUAGCCUGCAAAUUGAGCUGAUCCUGUAUUGUGAGAGCCUCCUGGGCAAGGGCAUCUUCCUGGGCAACUUCAGACUGUCACCUGGCCAAGUUCUAGCUGGUACCAAGAGUAGCUUGUCCAAGGUGAGACAGCGCUGCAGCCGGAGAGGCCAGUGUGUAAAACAGAGCAGUGCACGGAAGAGUGGGGCUGGCUGUGUGAUGGCAUUGGCACCAGUACAGGUAAUUGACCCAGCCCCUUGCUUGGUAAUUAGUGCACUACCAGCAUGGAGGUCCAGGUUUGGUGCCAUCCUGGGCAGGGAGGUGACAUAGCUGCUCAGAGGGGAAGAAGAAAGAAACAAAUAGGUGAGGUGUAUUUGUAGGCCAUGGAGGAAUGUGAUCACCUGCUGUGAGCUUGUGGAACUCCUGUGACAGCACUCAAGAAACUGGUUUGGUUAAAGUUGCAGGAAGAACAACUUCGAAGAAACUGGUGUGCAGAUAGAAGUGGCUUUCUGCCUUGCUAAUUCACACGUAGUCAAGGCACUGUUGUCUUCUUUCUGGAAGCUGACAGAAUUAUUGUUUGGGAUGAGUGUUUGCCAGAAAAGAUACCCUUUAAACCUUUUACUCUCUGAAAGUUUUCUUGCGGCAAGGCUAAGAGAAGGAGCCAUGUUCAGCUCCCUCAGCCCAUCAUUUCUGUGGGAGCAAGUCCAGAACCACUGGUUGUGCAGUCACUGGAAUGACUGUUUCUAGUGUCAUUGGGCAGGUCUAAGCUUUUGGCACAGGGAGGUGGUGCUUGUAGCCAAGGUGCUUGAACAGCAGCAUUCACAAGCCUUUGGUGCUUACAGGGCAGCUGUGUUUUCCAGGAAUAUCAGAGCUUUCCUGGCUUCUCUUACCUUUGAUAUGUUUACGGCAAAAACUGAGCCCACAGUGCUCAAAUGCAUCAUUAGGGCAGCUUAAUGAGUUCCUAAGUGAGAGCUGAACCUCUGCCUGUGCACCCAAGCUGCAGCUGGCAGGUCAGACUUCAGUGAAACGUGUCUUAACCCACUCUGUGCAAGAGCUUGUGCUUGAACACUUCUGGCAGGUGGGUGGGGUAGUGUGUACUCCCACUGUAUGUGAUACAAUCAGCUGGUUUUUCGUCUUGCAAGCUUUCUGUGUUGUGAGAGCAGAGCAGUGUGAGAUGAAACUUGCCAGAGCCCAGCACAGAAGAUGAGGCUGAAAAACCUUGAAAGUGGAAUGUGUGACAGCUCCUUGAAGAACUGGCUUUAGUCUGAUGGGCCAGGGGUUAGUCUGGUCCAUGCUAAUAGCACAUGGAAUUGUUUAUCCUGCAAGAACUGCUGUGGAUGGAAUUUCUGGGUCAUCGCCUGCUGGUUUUACGCUUUAUUAUGCAGUACUAAUGUAAAGAAAUUGGUUGAGUUUUAGGCAUAUUUUUAUUUUGUACAGAUUUUAAUUCUGUUGCUUGUUUGGGGAUGAUGUGAUGUAAUGGUCAUAGACCAGGCCAAGGUAAACAGGCUUUGUAUAUUAAUGUUACAUAGAUUGCAUGCUAGUAAAGUCAGUGAGGGUUGUGUUUCCAGUUUUGUCCCUUGUACUUCUACUUGUCCAAAACCUUCUCUUCCCCACCCCUUUUUAAUUUACAGGUUUACUUUAAAAGGGGGUGGAAAAUGGGGGGUGGGGGAGAAACACCUCAGUAUUUUAAAUAAGGUGCACAUCAUCUCGUCACUGCUGAGUUUUGCUGCCACAGCUCAUGGUGUUCUGCAUCACAGGCUGUUGAAGCAGGAGUGUGUAUGCAUGAGAGAUGGGGGAAGGAGACACCCCAGCAUAGCCCAAAGAGUGCUGAAUGGCCAAAAUGUGUAUGUUUCUCCCUUUGUGAGAACUGCCUUAGCCCAGCCAGCUGUUUUAUUUGUGCACAGAAAUUGUUCAGCAUCCUCUAGCGGUGUAUUUUGCCUUGGUUUGCUGUGUAACAAAGGUUUCUUCCUCCCUCUUGGCACCAGGGACAAAGCUAUAACUACAGCUGCCUCUCCAUCAUGUGCCUGCAUGAGAGGAGGUCUGAGUGAGUCUGUCACAUCCAGUGCUGAAGCAGGUUAAUUUUGGUGCCUUCAUUCCAGCUGAAGAGAGAUGGCUGAGGCUGCAUGUGUCUCACCCGUUCUUUCCUCUCUUCUCUUCCCCUUCCCCCCAAGCUGUUUGAGCAGUGGGCUGAGAGGGGCAGGAGAAGCGACCAGCAAAUUCUAUGCUUGAGUGUCCCACGGGUGUGUCCACAUGUGGUGGCUGGAGUAGGCACCAGAGAGCUGAAGCAAUGCUGGAACACUUCCUGGUCUGACUGGUGAGAUACAGGCAGACACUCAACCACUGAAGAGCCAUUGCUCUCACUGCAGGACAAGAGGUGUGGCAUGGCCCUGAGGGAGAUGACAGAGCUUGGUGUGUGUUACCAGGAGGCUGACCAUGUUCCUGGAAUUCAGCUUGUCCUUGCACAUAGUUGAGUUGGAUGUCAUCAAAGUGUCUGGAGAUGGCUGCUGGUGUGAACCACAGGUCCUGUGGUGUGUGGCUGGGUGGCUUACCUGUGGGUGCCAGAAAGGCUUAGACCCAGCUAGUUCUUGCUAGAGCAGUUUGUUCUCCUUUCACAGCUGCUGGGCAUUUUCUUUUCUUGCUGCUGAGGAUUCUUGGUGACAGCCAAAGUUGACAGUGGCAGUAAUGCAGCUUCUGAAAAGUGACACUUUUUAUCUGGGGUAUUCCAGUUGAUCAUGAAAAGAAAGCAAGGCAGCAGCAGGACUGAGGAGCCUUUUCCAGCAGAGGGUGUGUGGGCUGCCUGCCUGCUGUGGAUGUGCGCGUUCUUGACUAGAGGUGGAAGAGGACUGCACUGAUACUGUUGUACUUCUGUGUUGUCUCCCACCUGUGCUUGAUGGUGACUUAAUGCUGUGCUCUUCCUAGCAGCUUCCACCAUUUCCUGGCAAAUGCUGUGGAUGCACCUCUCUGCUAGAAAUGAGCUUGCUUGCUUUUCUAUUAGUUAUGUCUGUGGGCUCCAGGCAUAAAGCAAAAGUUCCAUGUUUUCCUUUCUGGAAAGAAUGGAACUUUAUGUGGUUUAGUAAACUGGGAGCAUUUUACAGAGCUUCUUCUCUGAGAGGUGCAACAGGACCUUUUGUAAAACAGGUGAUGUCUGUAUUCUCUGCAGGCCCUUUUUGGAAGUUGCCUAGAGGAUGCUGUUGAACCAUGGUGCUGUGGCUUUACUAGGAGCAGUAGCUGCAUUCAGAGUAUAGAGAGUCUCUGAUUAAGCACUGCAGCAUUUCAGGCAUUACAAACCCCAUGCAGAGACUUCAGUACGUAUGUUGGCAACCGUGGCAGUGGAAAACGUACAGCACUGUUGAAUUCACUAAGGCAAGUAUUUACAACACUAACCUCUAGCGAAGGUGGUGGUGGAAACUAGGCACCAGCAGGAUGAUGGGCUACAGCGUCUGGGGUGCCAGUUACAAGAAUUUACUAUGCUUACAAGUAUAGUCACCUUCCCCAGCUUCUGGCAUCUCCCACUAUUUGGCACUGCUGCAUUUUGUGGAUAAAAUGGUUAUUACACAGAAGUCAGAACAGUACUAGAAGGGAACAAUGUGUGGUUUGUUUUGGGGUUUUUCCCCCACAGUAGCUGAAGUCAAUGCGUAGUAAUGGUCCUAUUACCUACUUCUGAUGUUAAAACUUCAAGCAUAGUGGGACCUCCACCUUCAGCUUGAUGCAGCCAAGGUUUGACAACUGCUGGUAGAAAGAAUUAUUCACAGAUCAUGGUGUUCUGCUGCUUUCAUUUGAAAAAAAACCCCCACCCAUGUGUUUUGUGCAAUCUCCAGGGUUUUUUUUGGUACUCUAAAUAUACUGAUUUUAUUAGCACCCGUGCUUAUUACAAGACCCAUUACAAGACACUGAUGGCAGCAGUGGCCUGCUGUCCAGAGGUAAGCCUACACCCAGGACCCUGCUAAACACUGACAUGGGGGGGGACCCUGCUGAAAUGAGUGCAGGACAUUUGUUCCAGUUUCUCUUCACACCUCUGAAGAAUUCUACCACUACUGACUAAUAGCAAGAGCUAUGUACAAAUUUAUUUCCAUUACAGCACCUCGGUAAGUGCUGACAUGUCCCAAGAUUUUUUUGUAAAGAACAAGUGCUUCUUUUCACAUUUGAAAAAGUGUCUUUUGCAACUUGCAUGGACUAGUAGUUUCUAUGAAUUCUCUGGAGAUGUCAGUGUCUAACAUGGAUUUUGUCCAUGCACUUUUUCUGAAAGCAGAUACCCCCUUUUGGUUUGCAGUUGGAGCAGCACACUGUGCUUUUGCUUUUGGCACUGCUGAUGCAGUGGAUGGAUGCAGAGCCCACUGAAAAUGACCAAGCCCACAGGACUCUGGGGAGCUGUAUGCCGCCAGUAAUGUUUUAGUGUGUGUGCCAUUUGAACCACCUUCCAGUGAGUGCAAAAGCCAAUUUUUAAAUUUUUUUUAAUUGUACUUGGAAUUAACUGUUGCUGUGUACUAAACCCUCUUGUUAUGAGCCCUAAAUAAAAAGAACGAAGCACACCCCGUA
Corvus hawaiiensis (hawaiian crow) is the source of this 7632-nucleotide messenger RNA. RefSeq names its product abl interactor 2 (gene ABI2). Gene Ontology annotation, molecular function: SH3 domain binding. Lineage: Eukaryota; Metazoa; Chordata; Aves; Passeriformes; Corvidae. Gene Ontology annotation, cellular component: lamellipodium. The record is from RefSeq and is a predicted model, not a curated record. The coding region runs from base 56 to 1684 and encodes 542 amino acids. The transcript has 12 exons.